AUGGCUACUUUGAACUUCACGCCUGUUUACAACGACGGAGAGGUCUUUUCUAUCGCUGGCCAAGCCAGGAAGUUGACGACUAAGGAGGAUAUCCAGUUUAUUUUGGACGAUUUGUCAUCGCUGGAAAAAGUCUCGAAACUGGAUGUCUCUGGCAAUACCAUUGGCAUCGAAGCCUCGCAAGCGCUUGCUCGCUUCAUAAAGGAAAACGACCAUGUCAAAGAUAAUCUUAAGGAAGUCAACUUUGCCGACCUCUACACUUCGAGGUUGGUCGACGAGGUUGUGGAGUCCUUGAUUUCGUUGGUUCCGGUGUUUUUAGCAUGUCCGCAGUUGGAAAUCAUCAAUUUGUCCGAUAAUGCGUUUGGUUUGAGAACGAUCGACCAACUGGAAGAACUGAUCUCGAAUGCAAUCAAUUUGAAACAUUUGAUUCUGAGCAAUAACGGCAUGGGCCCCUUAGCGGGUGAAAGAAUCGGUAAGGCUCUAUUCAACUUGGCUCAAAACAAAAAGAAAAACAACAAGUCAUUAUUGGAAACCUUUAUCUGUGGCAGAAACAGAUUGGAGAACGGUUCUGCCUUGUUUCUGGCAAUUGGUUUGAAAAGCCAUGCAAGCGAUUUGAAAGUUGUUAAGUUAUAUCAAAAUGGUAUUAGACCAAAGGGUGUCGCCACUCUGAUCCACUACGGUUUGAAAUAUAAUGAAAAUUUGGAAAUCUUCGAUUUGCAAGACAACACUUUCACUGCAACAGCGUCUACGAUCUUAGCUCAAGUCCUACCAACCUGGAAACACUCGUUGGUAGAACUAAACUUGAACGACUGUUUGUUGAAGACCGAAGGUUCGCAUAGUGUCUUUGAAGUUUUCCAAAACCAUGUAUUUGAAAAAUUGACUACUUUAAAAUUUGAAUACAAUGAAAUGGGUCAAUCUACUUUGGAAGAUGUUUUCAUUCCGAUUUUACAAAAGGGUGAAAACCUGCCAAAAUUAAAAAUCUUGAAAAUUAAUGGUAACAGAUUCGAAGAAGAUUCAGAGCCAUUAGAUCUGUUGCAAGAAUUCUUUGACGACGAGUUGGAAUUAGAUGACCUCGAAGAAGUGGAUAGUGAAGAAGAGAGUGAAGACGAGGAAGCGGGCAACGAAGAGAUUAUGGAAGAGCACGAUAUUGCUGCAUUGGAAUCUGAACUAUUAGCAUUGGAAAUUGAAGAUUUGACCAAAGAAUUGAAAGACACACAUUUAUAG
This is a messenger RNA of Tetrapisispora phaffii CBS 4417, 1221 nucleotides long. It is a transcript of the gene RNA1, whose product is annotated as GTPase-activating protein RNA1. The coding region runs from base 1 to 1221 and encodes 406 amino acids. Gene Ontology annotation, molecular function: small GTPase binding; GTPase activator activity. The transcript has a single exon. Gene Ontology annotation, biological process: activation of GTPase activity; nucleocytoplasmic transport. Gene Ontology annotation, cellular component: nucleus; perinuclear region of cytoplasm; cytosol. NCBI's taxonomy places the organism in Eukaryota, Fungi, Ascomycota, Saccharomycetes, Saccharomycetales, Saccharomycetaceae. The record is from RefSeq and is a predicted model, not a curated record.